Molecule: messenger RNA, 1002 nt
Organism: Penicillium daleae
Lineage: Eukaryota; Fungi; Ascomycota; Eurotiomycetes; Eurotiales; Aspergillaceae
Gene: aspf4
Product: allergen Asp F4
Exons: 1
Coding region: 1-1002 (333 amino acids)
Cellular component (GO): extracellular region
Molecular function (GO): IgE binding
Source: RefSeq, a predicted model, not a curated record
AUGUUCGUCAAGAACUCCCUCCUCCUGGCCGCGGCUUUGACCGCUGGCUCUGCCGUCGCCCGUCUGCACGGCCAUGAGCGUCGUCACGCCCACCCCAAGGUCGAUAUCGAGGCCGAUGUCCAGGUUGACAAGCGCGCUGUCGGUGAUGUCGUGACUGCCACCAUCGAUGGUGUCCUCGAGACCUGGAUCAACGAGUGGUCCGGUCUGCUCGCGACCUCUUCUUCCACCUCCACCACCGUCGUUCAGGUUCCCACCACCACCGCUGUCCCCGUUGUGACCUCGGUCCCCAGCGCCGUUGAGUCCGCCGUCCCUGCUCACACUGCCUCCCCUGGCUCCAGUGGCUCCUGGUCCGAUCUCCCCUCCAACGGCCAGUACUCCCGUGCCGGCUUCGGUGGUGUCUCCGAGGCCCAGACCGUCGGUGUCCUCGACUGGGACUACAUCGGCAACGUCGGUGUCCCAUGGGGUAGCAACAUCAUUCAGGUUGAGGAGAGCGUCGCGAGCCAGUACAAGCACGUCCUCCGUUUCGAGGGCAGUGAAGCCGAGCCCUGGAACGUGAUCUUCUGGAACACCUACGGCCCCGACAACAAGAUGACUGGCUUCUGGGCCCCCAACGAGGCUCUUUCCUUCAGCCUGGCUCAGGGUGAGGUCAAGUACGUCGCCAUCGAUGACAACUCUCAGGGUGGCUGGGCUGCCGCCCCCGGCAAGGUCCCCACCACCAACUUUGGCCAGUACGCCGCCACCUGGGGUGAGUUUGACAUGAGCAGCGAGAAGAACGAUGGCUUCUCCGGCUGGGACGUUUCCUGCAUCAUUGCCGAGCUCAACGGCCUCGAGGUCCAGGGUAUGAGCAUUUGCAACCACCUUGGCCAGGACUGCUCCACCAUUGGCCGCGGUCUCUCCUCCCUCCUCAAUGCCUACACCAAGAACGACCAGGGCAACAACCAUCUGGCUGUCUCCCAGGCCUCUGGGCCCGUCCGUCUGGUCGUCAAGCUCGACUACGCUUAA